AAACCAAGAAAUAAAAAAGGGGAAAAAAUUAAAAAGACGAAAGGGCCGAAGAUUUGCAAUUCUCCAAUUUGCUGCGACAAAAUUCAAUCUUCUUCUUCUUCUUCUUCUUAUUUGCUCUCUCUUCUUAUCUCCUUCAUCGCAAUCCAAUUCUUCAAGAACAAGAACAAGAAGAUGCGGCGGUCUGCUACAAGGAAAACCGGUCAACCCAAUUCAACUUCCGUUAAUUCUUCCGCAGUCGAUCUCUUUCGCUCCGCCUCAAGUAGAGCAAGCUCAAAAGAGUUGGAACGGAUCGAUAGCCUAUUUUACUCGUAUGCCAAUCCCUCUUCUGGUUUGAUCGAUCCAGAAGGAAUUGAAAAUCUUUGUUCAGACAUUGAAGUGGACCACACUGAUGUAAGGAUCUUGAUGCUUGCUUGGAAAAUGAAAUCUGAAAAACAAGGAUACUUUAACCUGGAUGAAUGGCGAACAGGUCUCAAAUCCCUGAGGGCUGACACUGUUAGUAAAUUAAAGAAGGCACUACCAGAUCUCGAGAAAGAGGUAAGGAGGCCAUCAAACUUUGUGGACUUCUAUUCUUAUGCAUUCCGGUAUUGUUUAACAGAGGAGAAGCAAAAGAGUAUUGACAUAGAAAGUAUAUGCGAGUUACUGGAUCUUGUUUUGGGGUCUCAGUUUCAUUCCCAAGUCAAUGCAUUUGUUGAUUACUUGAAGAUUCAAACUGACUAUAAAGUUAUUAACAUGGAUCAAUGGAUGGGCUUCUUUCGUUUCUGCAAUGAGAUAAGUUAUCCAGACUUGAUCAAUUACGAUUCGGAACUCGCUUGGCCGUUGAUCCUCGACAAUUUUGUUGAAUGGUUACAAGCAAAGCAGAAUUAGAAACCUGAUACAAUGUAUUUUGAUGUAUACGCCACGGUUGUUGAAGCUCACCUUCGAUUACACGUUUGGAUAGCAGCAGGAUUUUCACUCAUUAUUUCUUCUUAUUUUACUCUUCUUUUUUCUUUUUUUAAAAAAAAGAAAAUUAACUUCUUCGAAAUCAAUGGUCAUUCCCAUUAUUAUGUUCAAAUUAUCAUUUCAAACAUUCAUGGAUUAUUCUUCUGCUAAAUUAUUGAAGUUUCUGCCUCUGCUUUUCGUGGCCA
Messenger RNA from Cucumis sativus (cucumber), 1124 nucleotides. Its product is annotated as DCN1-like protein 5. The coding region runs from base 172 to 864 and encodes 230 amino acids. Gene Ontology annotation, biological process: positive regulation of ubiquitin-protein transferase activity; protein neddylation. Gene Ontology annotation, cellular component: ubiquitin ligase complex. The transcript has 10 exons. Gene Ontology annotation, molecular function: cullin family protein binding; ubiquitin conjugating enzyme binding; ubiquitin-like protein binding. NCBI's taxonomy places the organism in Eukaryota, Viridiplantae, Streptophyta, Magnoliopsida, Cucurbitales, Cucurbitaceae. The record is from RefSeq and is a predicted model, not a curated record.